Lottia gigantea (owl limpet) is the source of this 1422-nucleotide messenger RNA. RefSeq lists its product as hypothetical. NCBI's taxonomy places the organism in Eukaryota, Metazoa, Mollusca, Gastropoda, Lottiidae. The transcript has a single exon. The record is from RefSeq and is a predicted model, not a curated record. The coding region runs from base 1 to 1422 and encodes 473 amino acids.
AUGCAGACGAACACUCAAAAGACCAAGUCACCAAAGGAGACUUUCGUAUGUGGAAUAUGCCAAAAAUCUUUCGCCCGGAAACAGCAUUUGACGAUACAUAUUCGUGGUCACACUGGAGAGAAACCUUUCAAAUGUAACAUCUGUAAUAAGGCAUUUAAACAAUCAGCACAUAGAGACUCGCACGUCAAGACGCAUUCUGGAGAGAAACAUCAUAAAUGUGAUAUUUGUGAAAAGUCUUUCGCACGAAGACAUCAUCUAGAAGUUCAUUUAAAAACACACGCUCACGAGAAACCGUUCAUUUGUAAAGAUUGUGGCACAACUUUCGAACAGUUGGGAUUUUUCUUACAUCACAAAACCACAGUGCAUUCUGGGAUAUUUCCAUCCAAAUCUACCUCAACGCGACUGAUAUGUGACGUUUGUGGAAAAUCAUUUGCUGGAAAAAGAGACUUGGAAAUUCAUCAACGAAUUCAUACAGAGACUAGACCUUUUAAAUGUGACCUUUGCAGCAAAUCAUACAAUCAAAGAACUAGCUUAAAGAUACAUUACAGAGUGCAUACAGGAGAGAGACCAUUCAAAUGUGAAGUUUGUCCCAAAGAUUUCGCAGACAAAUCUCAGCUCUCACGCCACAAAAGGACACACACGAAAGAGAAACCAUUCACUUGUGGGAUUUGCCAAACUUCUUUCAGUCAAAAUUCCCAUUUAAAGUCUCAUCUGAAAAUCCAUACUGGGGAGAAAAAUUUUCAAUGCCAUCUUUGCCAGAAGUCAUUUUUUUCUAAAAGUAAUUUGGUUAUUCAUAUGAAGGCUCAUACAGACUCUAAAAACUUCAAAUGCGAAGUAUGUUACAAGGAUUUCAAAUAUCGACAAACUUUACAGAAACACAUGGAAGGCCACGUGGAAGCCUUAAAAAAUGAGUGUCUGCUCCCCUGCGGAAUCUGUGGACUCUCCUUUCGAUUCAAAAGCGAUGUUCGAAGACACUUUAAAUCGCACGUGAAAGAGAAGCCAUACGAGUGUGACAUUUGUAGUAAAUCUUUUGCUCAAGAAAAUCAACUGGAACGACACAAACGUUCGCAUACGAAAGAGAAACCAUUUAAAUGUGAUGUUUGUGGGAACUGUUUUAGCCAGAGUUCUCAUCUGUUGACGCAUCUGAAGAUUCAUACUGGUGAAAAGGACUACCAGUGUCACCAAUGUGGACGUUCUUUCAACCAAAACAGUCAGUUAAAAUGUCAUCUCAUGACCCAUUCUGAUCUGAAACAGUUUGCGUGUGAGAUUUGCGGCAAAUGUUUUAAAUAUAAAACCACGGCAGACUUUCAUAUGUUGAAUCAUUUCCCUCGUGAAGUCAAUUCUUGUGGAAUAUGUGGCAGGAUGUUCAAGACUCAAUUUUACAUCGAAAAACAUUUGAUUAAAAGACACGUUUUGAAUUGA